Messenger RNA from Daphnia pulex (common water flea), 2000 nucleotides. RefSeq names its product glycine-rich cell wall structural protein-like. Lineage: Eukaryota; Metazoa; Arthropoda; Branchiopoda; Diplostraca; Daphniidae. The record is from RefSeq and is a predicted model, not a curated record. The coding region runs from base 46 to 429 and encodes 127 amino acids. The transcript has 5 exons.
UUCGACCAUCGUCUAACCAACGGAAAAGUCAACAACAACAACAACAUGAGUCGUUCAAAUUUGUUGAGCUUGUGUCUGGUGCUGGGCGUGUUGGCCGCCGUAGCAAACGCCGAGGCCGCCGCAGUGCCGAGCGCACCCCGUGACAAGCGGCAGAUUCUCGGCGCUAUUCUGGGCAGUCUGUUGGGAGGAGGAGGACACGGUCACGGCGGACACGGCGGUGAACAUCACGGCGGAGGACACGGGUAUGAAGGUGGUCACGGGGGUGGGCACGGAUAUGAAGGUGGUCAUGGGCACGGAGGGUAUGGUGGACAUGGGCACGGAGGUGGGCACGGAUAUGAAGGACAUGGGCACGGAGGAUAUGGUGGAUACGGUGGACACUAUGGUGGAUACAACCAAGGAUACUACGGCGGCGGACAUCAUCAUCACUGAUCAUCACUCCCACGAAAUCCCAUUAAUUCUACUGUUCAAAAUUCCCAUUUCAUUUUUCCCAUAGUCGCCAAUUAUGACUUUAAUCGCCUGUCCCGUUUAUACUCAGCACAAUUUCACCGCAAUGUGAUACCGAACGCAACAAUGUCUGAUAUUAAAAACUAUGCAAACGCACAUUGACCAAAUAAAUCAAAACAUUAUCACAUUUCUCCUAGCUCGGAUUUAUAUUUCACUGUCUAUUGUUUCAUUGAAUUGGGUUGGCUAUUCUUUACAACGGACCUUAUAAAAGGUAGUCAACACAUAACGUCGUCAACUGGAGCUUUGCGGCCGGAAGCAUCCAGCAAUCAGAUUUUGCUAUGAGAUCACCUUACUCUCAGUUUUUUCAAUGGAAUUGGGACUUACAGAAACUUGAAUGCGUUUUAUAUUUGACCGUGUCCAUUUCAGAUUUUAAAGUUGCGAUAUCAGAUGAAUUAGCCAAUCUUUUUUCAAGAAUUAUGAAGUCAUUUCUGUAUAAUAUUACAACUACUACGCCUUCGCUUUGGGGGUGUCAUAUUGGCGUACGUUGAAAUCGGCUUUUUUAUUUCCCUUAACUAACAUUAAACGCCGGAUUAAUCCAGUAGAAACCAGUUCAAACCAAAUAAAUCCUGAAAUAGCACAAGUGAACCGUAAUCGGAUGUCGCUCUUGGGUGGCCAACUGAUCGAAUUCAAUUGCGCAAAUUAAUCCAAAGUCACGUUCGAGAUAUUUGAUGAUGGGAUCAUUUUAUUCGCAAUCGUGUUCUUGCACAGGUUUAGUUGACGCGACUAUAAUUUGAAACCAUUAACACCUGUGGAAAUCGAGAUUUCUGGACGUGUCGUUCAAAUGCCAAUAGUCAAUAGCCACGUCAGUCGUAAUGAUUCACAAUGGCCAAUAUUCGACUAUAAAAGCAGCCGUAUUUGCGAGUGAAUGUCACAGAUAUUUUCUGAUCUUCAAACAGUUUAAUACACUCGCUGAAUUCUCAUCAUGAACUUUAAGGUAUUGAGCAUUUUGGCUAUGGUGGCCAUGGUCGUCUUCACGACGACAGCCAAUCCAGCACCGGAGGAACAUGUUUCCGAAAUGGAUGAAGAAUCUGAACACGCUUCGGAGGAUCAUCACGCUGCUGCUGAAAAAUCCGCUGCCGCCCACUCUCACCACGUCAAAAGGGUGAAGGAUGGAAAGAAACAUCACGAGCCCAUCAACAGACGGCCCCGUGAAGCGAAAGCUGCCACCAAGGAGCACAAGAAAGGAGCCAUCGCAACAAAAGAGGGAACCAUCAAAGCCGGAGCCACCGCACCGAUUCAUGUACCACAGGGUGACCCAGCUGUGGGCCUUCAUGCCCCAGUUCGUGUAAAGCCUAGGCAGCCCAAAGUUAUCUGGAAUGCUCCCAAGAAACCCGUUGUCGGCUAGUCCAGCGCUCAAGUUCUUGACAUGUUGUCACCGUCGAACCCGGCCUCCCUUCUCUGACGAUAUCCACUUUUCAUUUGUAUUUCUUUUUGUGUUGAUUCGUGUUAAAAACUAACCAGUUUUGCUAAAUACGACAACAAAUUAAUGCAGAUUA